CUAUCACUGAUUAUAAAAAUAAAACAUAACUUAGAUUUGGGAAUAAUUAUUAUGUUAAAUGAUAAUAAAUGAUUUAUGAUAGUAAAUUUUAAAAGAUAUAAGAAUUAUGAAAAUAGUAUGCAGUAGAGAUAAACUUAGAUUCAGCGCUAAAUUGUAAGCAUUAUAAAUUCUAACAUUUGUACAUUUUAAAAAUGAAAAUUAUCACUCCAAGUCUAAGUGGAUAAUACAUUAUUUAUUGUUGCAGUAUGCUACUAUGUAUAUUUUUUUUUAUUUCUACAGAAUUUAUCGAUAUUUAAUACGAACGUUGUUAUAAUUAUUAUUUUCCUUCUCACUCUUAUAUAAUAAGAAACAAGUCCAUUCUGAAAUUUCAGUGCAUUUUACAAAUUCAUGUGACAUAACCUGUUGUAAGCAAGGAGACGGUAUAAUAAUCCGUGUAGGAAAUACCGAGAAACAAGUAAAAAUGUUUGUCCAAGAGGUGAAGGUGCUGCCUAGUACCGUUUCAUCGAAGCGGUAGAAUCAAGAAGUGUUCUGUAUUUCAGAAAAAUGGAGGUCGUGGUUCAAUCGAAAUUGUGAAUCUGUCUUGUCGAAGAGGGCUUAAAUUGCGUUGUUUUUCAUGUAAUAACAAAUUUCUGAUACAUUUUUCUCGAUUCUUGAUAUUUUACUUUAUUUAUAAAUCGAAACUCCAGAAAGUGAAAAUCGAUUUUUAUGGAGUAAAAUGCAGGAGAGACGUUUUAGGAAGAUAAUACGUUGGAUGUAUAACACUCAAUACAAAAUGAAGUCGAAGGCAAAAGCAAAAAAGUCAAAUAGGAAAUUUGGGAAAAUUACUCCUACAGGAAUCUCUCCUACAAAUUCAGAUUUAUCACAAUUACGUCCACCAGUGGACACAAGUGUUUCAACUUUAUAUCGUGUUAGCAAAGUUUUAGAAACUGGCAGCGAUGAAGUUAAAUCUAUCUUAGCAUAUGAAUGUGAUUUAAUAUAUGAAUGUCGCAUAUGCCAAAGCCUCUUUAGAAGUUUGAUCAACUUUAUUUCUCAUAAACGGGUCUAUUGUAAAAAAAAAUUUGAUGUUACCUUUGUUAAGAACUCUUCCAACGACUCUGACACAAUUCCUACAAAUAAUUUAGAUGCACAAAAGGCACAAAAAGUAUUUGAAGAAGUUUGUGGAAACGAUAGAAUUUUAAGAAGUCAAGUCUGUAAAGAAAAGGAAAAGAAGGAUCUUAGUACAGUUGUUAAUAUGUUACGAAAAAAACAAAUAGAAACUUUGCAAACGAAUACUGAACGAUUAUAUUUGGAAACUGUACAUUCAAAUUCAUCAGCAGUUUAUCAAACUAUUGAAUCAGUGGUUUCAAGUGAGAAUUUUACAGAUUUAAUGAAGGCGCAGGUAACAGAGUUACAAGGUAUAAAUGAACAAACUGCAGUGUUAGAUCAGAAUGGUCAAGUUUCAAAAUCUACUCAAAAGUUGAAUAAUAAUACAACAACUCAAAUUUAUAAUAAUAAAAAAAGUUGUGCAAAAUUCUCUACAAAAAAAACGUUAACAGUUCAUACAAGGACACUGCAUACAUCUCAUAGAUUAUGUUACCCAUGUCCUUGUUGUUCUAAUACAUUUGCAAAUACAUGGAGUGUUUAUAGGCAUCUUUUUAAAGUUCACAAAAAAUCCAAUGAAGAAGUACGAAAGCUAAGAUCGCAAAUUCAAGAAAAAGCAUUUAUUAAAAAUACUACAGUUGCUGAAGAUUUACAAAAGGAGGAUGCUAACAAAAUAUCAGCGAACAACGCAUUAAGAGUUAAUGAAACACAGGAAUGGAUAGAUCAUUUAGAAUCAGAUACAGAAUUACAAAGAUGCGGUGGCUGUGGAAAAAGAUUUGAUAGAAAAGCAGCUCUGUCAGCUCAUUUACAAUAUUGUCAUAGGCGUGUUGCAGCGUAUGAAAGUACGACUAAAGUUAAAAAAGUCAAUAAAGUUCCAUCAAACAGUGUUCCAAACGAAAAUACAAUUGUUAAUUCAGGAAGUAACAGCGCUACACAAAUUAAUAACACUAAUGUAACAUCCAUUCAUGUGGCAGCAAUUGGCAGUUUAAGUAAAACAGAUUGGGAUAUGUUGAGUAAUGAAAAAUCUAAUGGAAAUGUUCUCGUGAAUGGAGAACAAAGAAACAAGAUGACAGAUAAUCUUUCUUCUGCAAGUGAGGUUUCUGGUUCUUUAGAAAUUGUAUAUACUAAUAUAAACAAACAUAAAGUUAAAGUUGGGAGUAAAAAACGAAAAAAUAAGGAUAGUACAAAAAGAUUGAAUAAUAAUACAGAAAAUAUUAAAAAAGAUAUAUCUUUGGAAAUAAGUAUUGGGCACAAUAAUAAAGAAGCUGAAAAUCAUGUAUUACUAAUGGAAAAAAAAAUAGCUUCAAUAGUGAACUUUGAAAAGCUUCAGUGCCUUCCGUGUAAACGAAAAUUUCCUUCAGUGAAUAAUUUAAGAAAACAUGCUGCCAUUCAUAUUGGUUGGAAUCGUUAUCAAUGUAAACUCUGUGAUUAUAAAUGUUUCGUUAAAUGUGAUUGUAUAGCACAUUGCAAUAAAAUUCACAAUGCUCAAAAUAAUCGUGUCGUCAUAGACGAAAUGAUAACUCAAAUUCCAGACGAUCAAUACAUGUGUGACGAAAAUGUUAUGUCGAAUGGAACGAACUUAGAAAAGGAGAUUGACGCUCCAGAAGUUGUAGAAGUCAACAUUUCUGCAGAAAAUAUGGAGGUAGAAGUCGAAAUGGCAAAGGGAAAUGUAAAUGAAAUAAAAACUGAAACUAAUAAGAAUUCAAUAGUGAUUUAUGAAAAUGGUGAAACUCAAGAAACGUUGAAUCAUAAUAUCAAAGGAAAUACUUUGGAACUAAAUCCUGAUCUUAAAAAAAUGGUGAUGGAAGUUAUCUUUGGAUCUCCUGAAAUUCAGUCUACAAAACAAACGAAUGCAAAGGAAACUGAAAUUUCUAGUUCACAGUUACGAAAUAAGGAAGAAGAAACACAGUUUAAGGACUCUAAUUUACAGGAAAAUACAUGUACACAAGACAAUCCAAAAACACAACGCCCUAUACGUAAUAAAAUAAAACCACUAAACAAGGAUUUUAUCUAUGAUUUAAAAGAAGUUACGUACCGUAAAGAUCCUUUAAUUAUGAAAUCUUUCAACAAACAGCUUGCUAAAAGAUCUCCAAUACAGGAAGAAGAUAAUUUAGAAAAAAUUGUAGAUCAACCGUCCAAACGUUUCAAAGCUGAGGAAAGUGAUGAAAUACCAAUUCUUUGUGAAAAUACUACUAAUACUAUAGUAGAUACAUGCGAAAUUAAACAUAAUUGAGAUUUUAAAAAUAAUUCUUUUUCUUUAAAAAUAGUCACAAUUAGUUAAUAAAAAUUGUGAAAUCUUAGUGGAAUAUGCAUUCAAUCAAAGAUACAUCGUUUAA
Molecule: messenger RNA, 3416 nt
Organism: Heterotrigona itama
Lineage: Eukaryota; Metazoa; Arthropoda; Insecta; Hymenoptera; Apidae
Source: the annotation of a GenBank genome assembly